CUUAACUAGUGUUAAUUUAGUAGUAGUCUUAAAAUGUCUGGAUUUCAACGUUGGGUAGGCAAAGUUGCUGUUGUAACUGGUGCCAGUGGAGGAAUUGGUGCUGCUAUAACUGAAAAACUUGUUCAAGAAGGUGUACAAGUUGUUGGUCUUGCCAGAAGAGUGGAUCAAGUUCAAGAUUUGGCAAAGAAGUUGUCCAGUGCCAAAGGCAAACUUCAUGCUGUCAAGUGCGACGUCUCAGUAGAAUCAGAACUGGUCAAAGCUAUUGAAUGGACCAAAGAAAACGUUGGCCCAAUCCACAUUCUCAUCAACAAUGCUGGUGUUCUUCCCAAAAACAACUUAAUCAAUGGUGAUACUGAGAAAUGGAGGCAAACGUUUGAAGUAAACGUUAUCGCAAUGUUAGUGGCAACAAGAGAGGCAAUCAAAGUUAUGAAAGAAAACAACAUUGAUGGCCACGUGAUUAAUAUAAACAGUGUGGCAGGUCAUUAUGACAUUUACAAUGCUGAUGUUAGUGUUUAUGCUGCCAGUAAACAUUGUGUUACCAAUUUGACCGAGACCUACAGGAAGGAAAUCAAUGCCAAUCAAUUGAAAAUCAAAGUAACGAGUGUUAGUCCUGGACUGACAGACACAGACAUGCCCACUGCUGCAGUCAAAGCUAACAACCGACCAAUGUUAAAGGCUGACGACAUUGCCGAAGCUGUUUUCUACGCUUUGUCCACUAAACCUCACGUCCAGAUUCAUGAAAUUUUGCUUCGUCCAGUCGGGGAUCCAGUUUAAUCAACCUUAAAGCAUCAAAUAAAUAAUUAUAUUUACA
Molecule: messenger RNA, 811 nt
Organism: Aethina tumida (small hive beetle)
Lineage: Eukaryota; Metazoa; Arthropoda; Insecta; Coleoptera; Nitidulidae
Product: farnesol dehydrogenase
Exons: 4
Coding region: 34-774 (246 amino acids)
Source: RefSeq, a predicted model, not a curated record